Messenger RNA from Columba livia (rock pigeon), 4024 nucleotides. It is a transcript of the gene GPD1L, whose product is annotated as glycerol-3-phosphate dehydrogenase 1 like. NCBI's taxonomy places the organism in Eukaryota, Metazoa, Chordata, Aves, Columbiformes, Columbidae. Gene Ontology annotation, cellular component: glycerol-3-phosphate dehydrogenase (FAD) complex; cytosol. The record is from RefSeq and is a predicted model, not a curated record. The transcript has 8 exons. Gene Ontology annotation, biological process: glycerol-3-phosphate catabolic process; carbohydrate metabolic process. Gene Ontology annotation, molecular function: protein homodimerization activity; glycerol-3-phosphate dehydrogenase [NAD(P)+] activity; NAD binding. Bases 55 to 1155 code for a protein of 366 amino acids.
ACGAUCCCCCGGCGGAGGCGUGGGGAGCGUGAGGCGGGUCGCCUCAGAGCGCCCAUGGCGGCGGCCCUUGGCUGCGGCGCGGGCGGUGCUGCUAUGGCGCUCUCCGCGGGGCCGCUCAAGGUCUGCAUCGUGGGCUCGGGGAACUGGGGUUCUGCUGUUGCCAAAAUAAUAGGCAAUAAUGUAAAAAAAUUGCAAAAGUUUGCUUCCACAGUGAAGAUGUGGGUCUUUGAGGAGAAUAUUAAUGGGAGAAAACUGACAGAUAUCAUCAAUAAUGAACAUGAAAAUGUAAAAUAUCUCCCUGGAUACAAGCUGCCAGAUAAUGUGGUUGCUAUCCCAAACCUUAACGAAGCUGUACAGGAUGCAGACUUGCUGGUUUUUGUCAUUCCUCAUCAGUUCAUUCAUAAAGUCUGCGAUGAAAUCACAGGACGAGUACCCAAGAAAGCACUCGGUAUAACUCUCAUAAAGGGAAUAGAUGAAGGCCCGGAGGGACUCAAACUGAUCUCUGAUAUUAUUCGAGAGAAGAUGGGAAUAGACAUCAGUGUGCUGAUGGGAGCUAACAUUGCCAAUGAGGUGGCAGCAGAGAAAUUCUGUGAAACCACAAUAGGCAGCAAAAUCCUGGAAAAUGGCCUUCUCUUCAAAGAACUUCUGCAGACUCCAAACUUCCGAAUCACUGUAGUAGAUGAUGCAGAUACAGUUGAGCUUUGUGGUGCUCUGAAGAAUAUAGUGGCAGUAGGAGCCGGGUUCUGUGAUGGUCUUUGCUGUGGUGACAAUACCAAAGCUGCCGUUAUUCGCCUUGGCCUAAUGGAGAUGAUUGCCUUUGCCAAAAUUUUUUGCAAAGGACGGGUGUCUACUGCCACUUUCCUGGAGAGCUGUGGAGUUGCAGAUCUCAUCACAACGUGUUAUGGUGGCCGGAAUCGACGCGUAGCAGAAGCGUUCGUUAAAACUGGAAAGUCUAUUGAAGAACUGGAGCAAGAAAUGCUGAAUGGUCAGAAACUGCAAGGGCCACAGACUUCUGCAGAAGUGUAUCGCAUCCUCAAGCAGAAAGGAAUGCUGGAAAAGUUUCCACUGUUCACUGCUGUGUAUCAAAUCUGCUAUGAAGGGAAGCCUGUCAGAGAGAUGAUAACCUGUCUGCAGAGUCAUCCAGAGCACAUAUAAAAUCAAUCAGGACGUCAUACAAGUGCAACUUUCUGCCUUUCAAGUUUAGAUCUGGCUUCACGUGAAUGGAUGUAUCAUUAAGCUUCUUCAAAAUUGCUCACUAGGCGACAGUAACAACAUGAACGUCUCUGGAUGGGUAUUGUUUUUUGCUAUACAGCCUAGUUCGGCAUAGCAUGCGGUAUUGACUUGGUGAUUGUUGUUUUAUUGGCUAAAAUACAACUGUUUUAAGAUGUGCAAUGCAAAAGUUGCACUACAUGUCCAGUGUAUAUACACAAGCGUGCUUUGUGUGUGUUCCUACACCAUAAACCACAUUGUUUUCUUGUCUCUUAUUAAGGCCUAGUCCAAAAUCCACUGGACACCUUGGGAAGAAUCCCACUAGUUUUGAUGGAGAAUGAAUCAAGCCUGUGACUUUGAAAUAUUAGUGUGUUUCUGUUAGAACUUGGUUUUAUUCUGCAUACACAUCGAAAUUUUAACAUUUUGCAUGCUUACAAUUAUAUUAAUUCAAGCAAUAUUAAUGCAAAGCAAGUGGCAGCAGUUAUUCAUGGGGCUACAGGGAUAUUUUAAUGAACUCUAGUGAAGAAUCUUUUGAUUUUUAAUUUUUUUUUUUUAAGUCUUUAAAGCUGUCAAACUAUUUUGAAACCAACUUCUAAGUGAAUUUAAGGUUUUUAAUUACACUGUUUGAAACAGAAUGUGCUGGAGGGGGAUCAUUACCUCCCCUUCUGUUUUUUAAUCUUUGCAUUUUUGUACUUCUUCGUUUCUCCCCUGCCAUUCCCAGGUGUUGGGCUCUUCUAGAAUCCCAUUCCCCAAAACAAUCCCGGGGGAUUCUGAACCCUGGGGCCUAUGGUUCAUUUUAGUGCUGUACCUGUGGUCGUUCUUCACUGGUACUGUUUGGUGGGUAGGGAAGGAUGCUGUUGGGGUAUCCCCUGCUGCAAAUUGUCAUGCUGUGUUCCUGGCUGAACCAUCAGCCACAAAGUGUUGCGCUCCACAGGACAGUCCAAGGAAUAUUUGGGGAAUUCCCUGGUAGCUCAUGGUUGUGUUGCCAUAAGGGUUAUGUGCCAGUAUAUACUGACUGCAUUCAUUUCAGUGCCUGCCAGUGACAGACACGUCAACUGGGCUGUAGUCCUGAACAAGCCUCCCCAGAGAAAUUAUGAAUUCUGAAGUUACUUUCUCACUGAGCAAGAUUUUAAUGGGUCUCCCAGAAGGCUUCUCAAAGGCAUCUGUCUUUUAUUCCCCAGGUACCUCAACUAUUUUUUUUUCAGGCACCUUUGCUUUAUGAGGGAGGUUGAUUUUAUUUUUUUAGUGAAAACGUUGUCAUUUUAUGGAGUUUGGAGAUGGGGUUAGCUUGGUCAUGUUUUGUUUUUAAGAAGGUUGAUGCAAGAGAAGAUAGAUAGAUUAUUUUUUCUUGUAUACUAAACCCUGUUUUUUUGGUAAAAUAUAUGCUAGGUACAUAAAGAGUGGACUCAUUCUUGCAGCUGAGACAGGGGUUCACAUUGAGAUUUACAAGAUUUACAAGAUUUAACAAGAUUUAACAAGAAUGCCCAUUUGCUCUGAAUAUCCACUCCAAAACUCUGAGCAGUAUCAGAACUGUUGUUCACUCUUCUAAGUGAUGUUUUUAGGCGAGAAAUCAUGAGCACAAGCUCAUCCCGCAGCUUUAAAUUAUAAUUCAAAACUUGCUAAAACAAAGAGGAUGCCUGGGAGUGAUUGUUAUCUGUACUUAAAUAACCUGGAUUACUGUGAAAUAGGUCAGUGCUGGGGCAGCUUUGUACAGAUAGGAAGAUGCUUCAGCUCAGGGGUACCAUUUCUUGUGCUCCUGUAAUGUUUUGCAUUAAUUUUUGGAAGAUCUUGUGGCUGUCAUCAGAUAUUCAUCGAUGAUAGAAGUGAUUUUGCCUUAUUUCCGAUUUAGUGCUAAAUAUAACAGAUGGCUAGAAAUAAAGUAACAUCAGAUCUCCGUGGCAGUUGUGGAAGUCACUGGUAGAGCCGACUUGGAGUAAGCGCUCUGCUUAGACAAUUACAAGGAUGUGUUAAGGUUGGCAGCACUGUUACACUAACGCACACGUGGAGCAAACACUCCUCAUUAUUGCAUAACUUCCAGUGUUCAUGCUUUGUGUUGUUUUUUUUAAUACCAAGCUGAUUGACUUUGCCUUUCUAUGUGUAUAUAUACAUAUAUAUAAACUUUUUUUUACAUAUAGUAUGUAGAACAGUAGCAUUUUGUAAGAUACAUAAAGGGCUAUAUGAGCUAAAUGUGAUAAAUUAAUAUAUAUUUUAAGAUUAUUUCUUUAUUAUUCCAAUACUACUUCUACCACUGAAACCCCAAAAUCUCAAUUGUUCUUGUUUUGUACAGAACCCUAUUCUAAGGUAAAUCCAUAGAACAGGUUUUUAUUUAAUCCUUUCAUCCAGUCUGUAAUUAUAUUCUUUUUCUUUUCAGACAAAAAGUGAGGUUUCAGUAACUAAAAUAAUUUAUUUAAAAUUUUAUCAAUACUUCACCAUUUGCUUUGCUUUUCAGUGCUUGAGAACAUUCAGCUUGGCACUAGAUAUUUUUUCCCCACUAAUAUUCACUACUCCUUAAAAGACUGUGAUAUUAUUCGGAAACUGAAUGAUGAGAAUCCCGUUCUUCAAACACUCUGUUUUGCCUACUAACCGGGAUAGUCGUACUGAAAACAUUAAGCCCUGUGUAAGGUUUUUGCAUACAAGGUCAUAAAUUUGUAACUAAUUAUUGAUUUAUGAAUAUUAGUAAUCUAAGGAAGGCACUAUCUUCUAAUGAUGCAUACUCAACUUGCCCUAGACAUGUGUACUGAUUUUUAUUUUAAGAUUGUGAAGUUAUACCCAUUUGAAGAGUUAGUACAAAUAAACAUUUUUGUCUUGGGAAUCA